Molecule: messenger RNA, 498 nt
Organism: Ixodes scapularis (black-legged tick)
Lineage: Eukaryota; Metazoa; Arthropoda; Arachnida; Ixodida; Ixodidae
Product: LHFPL tetraspan subfamily member 4 protein
Exons: 2
Coding region: 31-498 (155 amino acids)
Biological process (GO): sensory perception of sound
Cellular component (GO): plasma membrane
Source: RefSeq, a predicted model, not a curated record
ACUCUGGCUUUCUCUCGUGCAGCGGUGUGCAUGGUGAUCGGCGUGCUCACCUUCCCUGCCGGCUGGGACGUGUCCGUGGUGCGCGACGUAUGCGGCCCAGACGCCGGCGACUACGACCCUGGCCAGUGCGGCAUCCGCUGGGCCUACAUCUUGGCCGUCAUCGGCGUGGCGGACUGCGUCGUCCUGGCCGCACUGGCCUUCGUGCUGGGCACCCGCUACGUCAAGCUGCUGCCGGACCAGUACAUCUCCAACGGAUCCGUCUACAAGGGCGAGGUGAACAGCGCCUUCAUGGCGGACAACCAGUCGACGGCGUCCCGCAAGUCCAUGAACCUGCAGCCUGUGAUGCUGAUGCCUCAGCCGGGGGGCCUGACCCCGGUGCCUCACGACCCGGAAAGGUUCUCCGAGUACUCCCACCGGACAGCCAGGUCAAAGACGGGACCACCGGCGCCCAACUACCGCUCCGAAUACUCCACCUCCAUGCACAACUUCCAACUCUGA